CAAAAACAACAAGUGUGAUAGCUCAACGACACAAACAAAAAUAAUACAUUUGACAAAUUCAGAAAAGUAAAAGGUAAAACAAAAGGAAAAUAUUUAAUCCAAUUAGGAAUUAGCUAUAAUUUUUUGCAGUUUUUAAAACAAAAAAAUUAUACAUGGUGUAAUCAAAAUUAAAAGUUCUCUAACGAAAUUAAAAGUACCUGAUAAGGCAACGAAUGCUGGAAUCUCAUUUAUCAACCAAAUCUAAUACUAAUAAGAACGUGACAAAGACUUAUAAGUGUUGACUAAUACAUAAUCAAAACUUAAAACCAAAUUAACCACAACCAUGGUGAAUACUUCCGUUAUAGCAGAGCUAUGUAUUUAUAUAUUAACAUGGAAUGUGGGAACCCAUCAUCCUGGUAACAUAUCGCUAAGCGACAUGUUAUCUUUAAAUGGUACCACCAAAUGUCCAGACAAUAAAUUACCCGAUAUUUACGUUAUUGGCUUCCAGGAAGUCAGUAGCAAGCCGAAAAAUCAAUUUAUAAAUAUAUUUCAAGAUGAUCAGUGGACUUUAAAGAUAAGAGAAGAACUGUCCGAACAUGAUUUUGUUAAGCUAGAAACCGAACAAAUGCAGGGCCUAUUGAUAAAUGUAUGGACCCGGCCCGAGCAUGUCUUCCAUAUGCAGGAUAUUGAAACGGAAAAAACUAAAACUGGUCUUGGUGGUUUGUGGGGCAAUAAGGGAGCUGUCAGUGUACGCAUGAGUCUCUAUGGCACAGGCGUAACAUUUAUUGUGGCCCAUUUGGCUGCCCAUGAUGAAGAACUUAAGGAGCGUGUAAUAGACUACAAUCAAAUUAUCGAAAAUCAUCAUUACAAGGCCAAGAGAUAUCGUACCAUAUUCGAUCAUGAUGUAGUAUUUUGGUUUGGUGAUUUGAAUUUCCGUUUAAAUGGUCAUGAUUCGGCUUGGGAUGUCCGUGGAGAUGUUGAACAAAAUCGUUUGGACAGUCUAUUCACACGUGACCAAUUAUCCAUGGUUAGAGCGGCUGGCAAUGCUUUUGCUCUUAUGGAGGAACAACAACCCACCUUUCCGCCCACCUUUAAGUUUAUCGAAGGUACUUCCGAUUACGAUCUAAAGCGUAGACCAGCCUGGUGUGAUCGCAUUUUGUACCGAGUAGUUAAGGAUAAAUAUCCCGAUAUAGAAUUAGAACUGCAACAAUUGUCCUAUAAAUCUCAUCCUCAAUACACUUUAUCCGAUCAUAAGCCAGUGACUGCAGAAUUUUCGUAUACCAUUAAAGCCACCACUCAUAGCUCUGAGGAGAUCUAUGCCAUGACUCAUGGAGGCAGCGAGACCCCACUCUCAAGUGUAACUAUCAUAUUGUUCUCCUUGUUUUACUUAACACUAUUUUAAUUAUUGUUAUUUUCUGUUUUCUUAUUUUUUUGUUCGAUUAACACAUUUGGCUUUCUUCUACCUAACUUUGAUUGGCUUUCCUUUAUUUGUAAGUAGUUUUAUUAGAACAAAAAUAACAUCCCCAAACAGUUCACAGCUAUUUAGCAUAUAACCAAUUCGUCUCGAAUUAUAAAAUCUCGAAUACUUUUAUGGAAUGUACAGAAAUGUGAAUCUAGAAUUUCCAUUAAAAUUUGGAAGGUUUAUGCUAAUAGAUAUUUGUUUGCGAGGUGCUCAUUAUUAUUUUUUAUUAUACAUAUUUAAUAAUUACUUGUUUAUUUUACUAACCCUUAAAUGUGUUUGUUAGAAAUAUUAAAAAAAAGACAUUCAAAUAUAUGAUUUCAUUAUAACAGGCAUUUAGUGCAAUUUGAAGAUAAUUUUAGGACUUAAAAAUUGUAUUUAACUUUAAUUUUCCUUAAAAUACUCAGUGCGUAUUGUUUAGGCCAUUUUACAUAAAAAUUACUUAAAAAAUAUAAAAUACAAAUAAAAACAUUUUCAAUUUUUACAAACAAAUUAAGGAUUUAUACGAAAACAUUAUGAAUCUCAUUUUUAUACUCUUCACCAUGCUUGGUAAGGAUGUAUAAACAAGUUUGUCAUUCCGUUGGUAAUUUCUACAUUUUUCAUUUGCGACCUGAUACAAUAUAUAUAUUCUGGAUCGUUAUAGAUAGCGGUGUCGAUAUAGCCAUGUGGCAAACUGAAGGCUGUUUAUUAUUUGAUUAGGAUUUGUAGGAUUUGUUCGAAUUCGUAAACAAUUGCUGAAUUGACAAAACCCCUUGUAUCAUUGAAUUGAGUGUAUUAUUGUAUUAAAAUACAAUAUUGUAAGCUUGUUGUUGGUAAUUUUCAUACAAAAAUUAAAUAAUACACUUAUACACUUUUAUUUUAUAUGUAUAUUUUUCAAAUCGUAAUAUAAUUCUUGGUUUGAAUAUUAUGAGGGAUUUGAUACAUAGUAUUAACGAACUUGUUUUUAUAUUUUUAGUAAAACGAAUGACUUAGAUAAAUAAAACUCAAUAGGUAACAUCGAUUGCUUAUGGGAGGGAUCCAUAAUAAAGAUAGAAAAUGAUUUUAAAUAUUUAAACAUACAAUUUAAUUGAUGGUUUUAUUACUUCUUUCUACAUUAUACUUCCAAUCCUGAAAUAAUAUUUUUCCUAGGUUCUCAUUUUGAUUUCUACUUUUGCGUUUGUCUGACUUUAAUUAAAUAAUUCUCUAAAUUUGUAUGUUUAUGAUUUAAUAAAAUAAAUAAAUACGCAACAUGGCUUAUCUUGUGCUUAAUCAUUUAAUAAUAUAAAAAAUAGCAUUCAAAUUACUUUACAAGUUUAACGUACAAACAAAUUUGGUAAACGUUUGUUUGUCAAAUCUUGAUGAUUGGUUAUUGAGAAAUAUAUUUCUUAUUUGUGUCACGCUCACAUGAAAUUCGGAGAAAAACGAUUGAAUUUUGUUUUUUCUUAUGAGAAUUUAAAUAAAAAUGCCAACCAUAGAUAAAUACACAAAUAGAUCGGUAGCUCUCAUGUUAAAGAUCAGUUGUCAAAAACCUAAGCGUUAGUAAAAUACUGUUUGAAAACAAAACCAACACUCGUAUGUGUGGUUAUUUUGAGUAAUAUUUUGUUUGAGUUUUUUUUUUUCUAAUUCUGUCGUAAAAAAAUCCAUACGAAAACAAUAAACAACACUCGUAUGUGAACAUUUUUGAACAUCUGUUUGAGUCUAUGGCCAACAACUUUAUUGGUAUCUUUCUUAAUUUACUUUAAUUUGUAGAAGAUUUUUAAUAGUACAAAACAUAAAAAAUAUCUUCAAAUUGCAUAUUUUUUAUAAAAGCUUAUAAUUCAUAAAAGGGUUAAAAACAUUAUCUAAAAUUUCCUUAUAUUAUUAUUCAACAACAUACUAACAUUUAAUCAUAUUUUAAUUUCUUACUAAUUCCCAUUUUUUAUUUUAUUUGCUCUCUUCUAUAAUAAUCCUAAUAACAAUCAUCAUUCAGUGUCAUUUUUGUACUAAUGAUUUUUUAACUUACCUCACAAAAUGUUUUAGACGUCCAUACUUUUUUUUUAAAUUAGUAAUUAGUAUAUACAUAUUAUGUUAAAAUUGGUUGUAAAAUAUUUGAAAUCAUAUCAAUUUGUAUAAGUUUUUGUUGUACUCGUAACUUUAGUCUCAAUAGUUGUUAAAUUUUGAAAUUGUGAUUUAAGUAAGCAAUACAAUAUACACUCAUCAAUACAUACAUAUUUAAUUAUAUACUACAUACAUACAUAUGUAUCUAAAUACUUUUUGAUUCUCAAUAUAUACAUGUAUAUUCAACAAAAUCUUAUUAAAAAAAGUUGUUUUUAUUAUACUCAUCUAUAAAAAAUGUUAUAAAAUAUAAAAAUUUAGUGAAACAAA
Messenger RNA from Calliphora vicina (urban bluebottle blowfly), 3781 nucleotides. Its product is annotated as phosphatidylinositol 4,5-bisphosphate 5-phosphatase A. Bases 323 to 1381 code for a protein of 352 amino acids. Gene Ontology annotation, molecular function: phosphatidylinositol-4,5-bisphosphate 5-phosphatase activity. Lineage: Eukaryota; Metazoa; Arthropoda; Insecta; Diptera; Calliphoridae. The record is from RefSeq and is a predicted model, not a curated record. Gene Ontology annotation, cellular component: plasma membrane; ruffle; cytoplasm. The transcript has 2 exons. Gene Ontology annotation, biological process: phosphatidylinositol dephosphorylation.